UUUUAACAGCAAAACCUUUUCCAGAAGAAGAAGCUUCCCCUGUCUCUUCAGCUCCCGUUCUUCAGUUUCCAGAUUCAAAUGCUCCCUGGUUGCUUCUCCAUCACUUCGUAACGUAUGAUAUUGCAGAGUUCGUUGAGGCUUCGAAGACCGGAAACCUUGUACCGCUCUUCCGCUGCAUAUUCUCCGAUCACCUGACUCCGGUUCUCGCUUACCGAUGUCUUGUGAAAGAAGACGAUUGGGAAACUCCGAGCUUUCUGUUCGAUUCGUUUGGACAUGGUUACCAAGCUUCGAUUUUGGGACGUUACAGUGUGUUGGGGUGUAAACCAUCGUUGGAAAUUGUGGCGAAGGAGAAUCAGGUGUUCGUAACGGACCACCGGGAAGGGCGGAGGACGGAGGUGGUCGCGGAGGAUCCGAUGAAGAUUCCUCAAAGGAUUAUGGAAGGAUGGACUCCCCAGCUUAUUCACCAGCUUCCUGAUACGUUUUGUGCCCACAACGAUGCGGUGAAGUUUGCAGAAGCUUCUAAGAAUGGAAACAUAAUUCCGCUCUAUCGCUGCAUAUUUUCCGACCACCUGACUCCGGUACUGGCUUACCGGUGUUUGGUCGGAGAGAAUGAUCGAGACGAUCCAAGCUUUUUGUUCGAAUCAGUCGACCAAAACAACCAACCUCCGACCGCGGGACGUUAUAGUGUGGUUGGAGCUCAGCCAACGCUAGAACUGGUGGCUACAGGGAAUUCAAUUACAGUCAUGGAUCAUGAGAAUGGGACUAAGACAAAGGAGAUCACUGAGGAUCCAAUGGUAAUUCCUCAGAGGAUCAUGGAAAGUUGGAAACCACAAUUGAUCGAAGAGCUACCCGGGGCAUUUUGUGGUGGAUGGGUUGGAUAUUUCUCAUAUGAUACUGUCCGACAUGUGGAGAAGAAGAAACUUCCAUUCUCUAAUGCACCUAAAGAUGAUAGAAAACUUGCAGACAUUCAUUUAGGCCUUUAUGACGACGUAAUAGUGUUUGAUCAUGUGCAGAAGAAAGCAUAUGUGAUCCAUUGGGUGCGGCUAGACAAAUAUUCUUCGGUUGAGAAGGCGUAUAUUGAUGGAAUGAAUAGAUUAGAACUUCUAGUAUCAAGAGUGCAAGAUAUUGGUAGCCCGAAGCUAUCUACAGGUACUGUGAAGUUGAAGACUCACCUCUUUGGUUCUUCACUCAAGAUGUCAACCAUGACAAGUGAAGCAUAUAAGAAAGCUGUAUUACAGGCUAAAGAACAUAUUCUUUCUGGGGAUAUUUUCCAAAUUGUGCUAAGUCAACGUUUUGAGCGCCGAACAUUUGCAGAUCCAUUUGAAGUAUACAGAGCAUUGAGAGUUGUGAAUCCAAGUCCAUAUAUGACUUACAUACAAGCUAGAGGAUGUAUUCUAGUUGCUUCAAGCCCAGAGAUUUUGACUCGUGUGAAGAAGGGGAAGAUUACUAACCGACCACUUGCUGGAACUGUUAAAAGAGGGAAGACAAGUGAUGAGGACAAGAUGUUGGAAAAGCUUCUGCUGAAUGAUGAAAAACAAUGUGCAGAGCAUGUUAUGCUAGUCGAUUUGGGACGGAAUGAUGUUGGAAAGGUCUCCAAACCUGGUUCUGUGAAGGUGGAGAAGCUGAUGAAUGUUGAGGGGUACUCUCAUGUAAUGCACAUCAGCUCCACAGUUACAGGCGAAUUACGUGAUGGUCUCACUUGCUGGGAUGCCCUACGUGCAGCUUUGCCUGUUGGAACAGUUAGUGGAGCACCAAAGGUGAAAGCCAUGGAGUUGAUAGAUCAAUUAGAAGUUACUAGGAGAGGGCCAUAUAGUGGUGGUUUUGGAGGCAUUUCAUUCACUGGAGAUAUGGACAUUGCACUUGCUCUCAGAACAAUUGUUUUCCCAACUGGGCCUCGUUACGAUACAAUGUACUCGUAUGGACAUGCGAACAGACGUCAAGAAUGGGUGGCUCACCUUCAGGCUGGGGCUGGGAUUGUUGCUGAUAGUGUUCCUGAUGAUGAGCAGAAAGAGUGUGAGAACAAAGCUGCUGCUCUUGCUCGUGCCAUUGAUCUAGCAGAGUCAACAUUUGUUGAGAAAUGAAGGUGUCACCAUUGAAUUCCAUUGUUCUCCAAAUGGUUGUAUUACUAUGGAAUGUUUUUGGUA
Molecule: messenger RNA, 2144 nt
Organism: Telopea speciosissima
Lineage: Eukaryota; Viridiplantae; Streptophyta; Magnoliopsida; Proteales; Proteaceae
Product: anthranilate synthase alpha subunit 2, chloroplastic-like
Exons: 13
Coding region: 414-2081 (555 amino acids)
Biological process (GO): L-tryptophan biosynthetic process
Molecular function (GO): anthranilate synthase activity
Source: RefSeq, a predicted model, not a curated record